Messenger RNA from Ectocarpus sp. CCAP 1310/34, 491 nucleotides. NCBI's taxonomy places the organism in Eukaryota, Phaeophyceae, Ectocarpales, Ectocarpaceae. The record is from the annotation of a GenBank genome assembly.
GCAGCAUGGUUGCAAGAGAGAACGUGAUGGAGUUGAUGAAUCAGUUGGAGGAAGCUGAGGAGGAGAUGGGCCGUCUGGGUGAUGAUGAUGAAGCGGCGUAUGCGGUGUCAAAACAGAUGGGGGCCUUGGCGCAGCAGGCAGAGGCUGGCCUCCAGGAGAUCCUUACGAUUGCGCAGUCGGCGCCUGAGAGUCCAGGCGAGAGAGCCUUCCGUCACACGCAGCUUGUGUCUGUGAAUAAGCUCAGGAGGUUUCUACCCACGGUAUGGAAGGGGAUGAGCGAAGCAAAAGACGCAGCUUCUAACAACAGACGACAGAUGGUCCAUGCCGAGGGGGUGUACCACUACCUCUGUACUCGACCCUGGCAUGGGGGUAUCUGCUCGUUCAGGCAGUACACAGGCUUUGACAAGGAGGAGUUCGACCAAUUCAAUGUUGUUGUUCAUGAUGGUGGUUGGUUUUGAUGAGUUGGUAGUUGACGAGUGACACACGGCUGU